GGGUGAGAACGAAAGGGAAGCAAGCAAGCUUUGACUUAAUUUCCCAGAACCCUCUGCGCUCCUGCGCUCCGCCUUUAACAGCACUACCUUUCAUCCGGUUGGUCACCGAUACCCACUCUUGACCUAUCGGCUAUGAUCUCGCUCUACCUGCCUGUUGCUAGGCGGAACUUCAACGCUGUUGCCUAGGUUUCCUAACGUAGUUGCGGCCUGCAGUUUCAGAGUCUGAAGGAAGCCCCGGGUGCAGUUGGGCAUGCUGGACCUCGAAGCAACUGUGCGCUGUUAUGGAGGGCGAUAAGAGGAGAACCAAAGAUGACACUUGGAAAUCAGAUGAACUAAAGAAGCAUCUUAAGGUGUCUCGUUCGGAUAGUCAGUCUGAAGACAGGAGGCAUCGGCAGAGGAAAUCACGUGAGGGAGACAGUAAUGAUGCUGAUGACUUGCCGAAGGAUCGAGAAAAGGACAGAGUAAAAUCAAAAGAAAAAUCAGGAGAAAAAGUGAGAUCUAUUAAAUUGACUGAAAGACAUAAGGAUGAAAGGAAAGAGAAAGGCAGAGAAAAAGAUCAUCCCAGAGAACAAGAGAGAGAGAAAAUUAAGGUAAAACAUGUCCAAGAGGAAAAACAUAACACUGGAAAAAGUGGAGAGAGACACAGUGGUAAAGAAAGAGAGAGGAAGCAUAAGAAAGAUGAUCCUAAUCAAACGCUUGUGGAAAAUACAAUGCAGGCUUAUGGGGAAAGAGAUAAACAAUACUAUAGAAGAAGAGACAGCAAGGAUCAUACAGAUCACCCAAAAGAGAAAAAUGAAGAAAGAGAACACAAACAUACAGAGAGAAAGAAUGAAGAGAGCAAGAACACUUUGGGUGAGGUUUCAACAAGCAGAGAUGAAGACCUUGAACAUAGGCACAAGUCACACAAGGAACGAGACCCAGAGAAGGACAGAAGGAGAAGGCACCGAGAGAAGAAAGAGCGUGAGCUCUUAGCUGUGGAAGGAAAAGAGAAGUAUUUGAAAUUAAGAAGUUCCAUAUCUGUCAAGGAUGGGGAGGAAGGACAUACAUCCAAGAAACAAAAAGAGCGACCUCCUUAUGAAGACAGACAUCACAGGGAGAACAGUGAAAGGCGACACAAAGAACACAGUGAAAAGAAGAAGAGAGACCACAAGCACAGUGAACACAAAAGCCAAGGAAAAAGCUCAAGGCAUGAAGAUGAAACAGACCAUCCACAUGAAAGGAGUACAAAAGAAAAAGUAAAGAACCAUGGAAAGAGUGAAAAAGAGGAUACAAAACUAGAACACCACAAAAGUGAUGACCUAUCAGCUGUGAGAUCCAAUCAAAAAAGGCAAACAAAUGAAGAAGAAGAAAGUGAGCUGAAGAGGGACACCUCUUACCUAGGUAGAGAUUAUGAUAAUUACUCAGUGAACUAUGAAGAUGAUUUUGAGGAUUAUGAAGAUGAUUUUGAUGACAUAAAUGAUAAUGAGGAUGAAGAUAGCCAGGAGCAAGAAAAUGAAGAAAGAGAAAUGGAAGAAAGAGUAAGAAAAGUUCCAAUAGCCAAGAAUUCAGAAAUAGAAGAAAUUCAAAAAGCAAUUAAUGCUGAAAAUGAGAAGAUUGAGACCUAUCUCCCCAAACAAAAAAAGAAUGCAUUUCUUCCAAAAGAAAAUGAAAAGGAACUGAGAAUGGAAUGUCAAGAGUCACCUGCUCGAAGUCCUGUGUCUGGAAAGUUCAUUGAUUUCCAAACAGCCAAACAGCGGCAAAGUAUCAGAAAGAUUGCCAGUCAGCAGAAGAAACGUAGUUUUGAACUGCUCCGACUUAUUGACCUGGACUUCUCAGUCAGUUUCUGUCUGCUGGAUUUGCCUCCAGUGAAUGAAUAUGACAUGUAUAUCCGAAACUUUGGGAAAAUAAAUACUAAGCAGGCCUAUGUUCAGUGGAACGAAGAUAAUCUGGAUAGGGAUGUUCAGACUGACGAAAUUGAGACUCAAGAAAAAUGGACACAACAUCCCGGAGAAACUUCCCUUGUGUCUGGAGGUCCAAAAAGCAGCAGCGAUAUAUCUGCCCUUGCACCAAAGGUUGAUUCCCAGAGAUUAGCAAGUUUUCUGCGAUCUGCUUGUCAGGUAAUUGAAGUUCUGCUUGAGGAAGAUCAAGUAGCAACGCAACCCAGACGAAAUCUAAGGUCACGACCAUCCAGUCUGUCGAUUAGCGAUCGGUGCUUCCAGUUAAAUACCAAUCUUCCUUUCUUGAAUGGUCGAAAAGUAUCCUGUUUGCACAUCUCACAGGCUCAGAGGCAGGCUCUGCUUUCUGUUCAUGGGUUACCUGAAACGUCAAGUGACUUGCCACUAGACAGCAAAUACAUCAUUUGUGUGUGGAAUGUCUGGCAACCUUCUAGUCCUCAGAAAUUAUUGCUUUGUGAAUCUCAGGUGACAUGCUGCUGCUUUAGUCCAAGUAAGGCUACUUUAGUGUUUGCUGGAACAAUUGAUGGCUCAGUGCUGGUAUGGGAUCUCAGAGAAGACUCAAGGAUGCACCACUGCAUGAAGGUCAAUGAAACAGAUUGGACAUUUCGAUCUCCAACAUUUUCUACUGAUGGAGUAUUUGCCUCAGUAAGCCACACAUAUCCUGUACUGACAAUUGAACCUGUCUCAACAUCUGUCUUCAAGGAGCAGAACUGUGGACUCUCUUAUCUGUCGUCCCAAGAAGAAAUGUUAGGACUUUCAUUUCAGAUUGCCUCAAUGGAUGAAAAUGGGGCUCUAAGCCUGUGGGUAGUAGUCGAACUUCAAAAAGGGGAUUUGGCAGGUUCACAAAGUGAUUUAGGCUUAAUUCCAGGAGGGAAAAUAAAGCUGGUCCAUAGCUCUACUGUUCAGCUGAAUUGCAGCUUUUCUUCAAAAGAUACCAUGUUCCUGAGGGUACCUCAGACACUAAAUAUUAAAUUUCUGCCUUCAAAUCCCAAUCAUUUUGUUGUCGGAACAGACAUGGCUGUAGUGAGCCAUGGUACAAGGCAUGAACUGAGAGUACCUCCCAAGUGGUUCAAACCAGAGCAGGGGGGACCAAGAUCAACCAAAGUCAAUGCACUUGACUUCUCCCCUUUUGGAAAGCCAAUCUUUUUGGUUGGCUGUUCAGAUGGGAGUAUAAGAUUGCACCAAAUGAGUUCGGAGCUUCCCCUUAUGCAGUGGAACAACAGCACAGUAGGGCAGCCAAUAAUUUCCCUACAGUGGGCUCUGACAAGACCAGCCGUCUUUUUUGUUUUGGAUGCAACGUCUGUUGUUUAUAUUUGGGACCUGCUGGAAAAUGACUUGUCGCCUGUAGCCAAACAACCUAUCUGGUCAGAUAAGGUUAUAACUAUGGCUGUACUGGGUGAGCCUGAAAAACCCAGUGGUCUCCUGGGGAUUGCCCUGGCCAAAGAAUCUGGAAUAAUAGACAUAAAGUACGUGAAGAAGAAGUGGGCACUACCUCAACCAGAGGAGUCUGAGAAAUUAAACUUACUUUUGCAGCAGGCCUUGUAAAAUCCAAACAUACACCUUUCUGUGAAUACACACAUACGAUGACUAUAUGAUUUUUCAAUGUAUUUGUUAAUAUUUACAUUUUAGCUGGACAUCACUUGGAUAAAAUGUAUAAUUUCAUACUUCUGUAAAUAGUAUUUAUUUUUUAAGUUUCAACACAGUAUUUGAACCUGAGAUAGAGAAUAUUUUUAUCAAACAGUAAACAGAACAAAUAUUCAUGAAAUUUUAUCUAAAAGGGAGAUAUAAAUUUUAUUUAUAUUUAAUUAAAAAUGUGUUUUCUUAUUGUAUGCUAUGCAUUGUAAAUGUUUAU
Molecule: messenger RNA, 3786 nt
Organism: Rhineura floridana
Lineage: Eukaryota; Metazoa; Chordata; Lepidosauria; Squamata; Rhineuridae
Gene: DYNC2I1
Product: dynein 2 intermediate chain 1
Exons: 25
Coding region: 282-3479 (1065 amino acids)
Biological process (GO): intraciliary transport
Cellular component (GO): cytoplasmic dynein complex
Molecular function (GO): dynein heavy chain binding; dynein light chain binding
Source: RefSeq, a predicted model, not a curated record